This is a messenger RNA of Notolabrus celidotus (New Zealand spotty), 3412 nucleotides long. RefSeq names its product ventricular zone expressed PH domain-containing 1 (gene veph1). The coding region runs from base 640 to 3135 and encodes 831 amino acids. NCBI's taxonomy places the organism in Eukaryota, Metazoa, Chordata, Actinopteri, Labriformes, Labridae. The record is from RefSeq and is a predicted model, not a curated record. Gene Ontology annotation, molecular function: phosphatidylinositol-5-phosphate binding. Gene Ontology annotation, biological process: regulation of signal transduction. The transcript has 15 exons. Gene Ontology annotation, cellular component: plasma membrane.
AUGGCGCGCUUUCCACUUGUGUCUGCGGAUCCAUGAGAGCCUUUCUCUGUUAAGGGGAACUUGAAGCGGUACAGGGGUAAUCAUGUCUCCGUGCCGAUUCUGGACCGCGGUUUGAAGGUACUGAACGAAGCUCCAUAUCCGAUGUUCGUGCUCCCUCGCCCUGCAUGGAGCAGGACUCCACUGUAGAGACUUCUCCAGAAUAUGCCUUGUCUCCAUGGUAACAGGCCACUGGCAGUCCCAGAAAAGCACCGGGCCAAACUUCAUCCACACUCAUCCAACUAACCUGAUACUGGACUGUACUAAAGAGGAGAUGAACCAAAAUGAAAACAAUUCGUGUUCCUUCAAAUAUAUGUUUAUUUAAAAUUUGUGAAUAUUUUUAUUUCAUUCAAAUGACCCAGGAUGCCUUAAAUAGUGCCUGAAAUCACAAGUUGAUGUCAUUUUAGAAGGGGAUUGCUUUCCAUUGUUGUACCUAUAAUGCAGAGGACUCUGAAUGUUCUCCUAAUUAUCCCCUAAAAACCCAAAGGAAAACUCUUUUUAGAAGUUUUCAUGGACCAUCAUGUGAGGUAUUCAGUCUCAAGUAAGGGAUCCUAAACCGGGCAGCACCAGUCCCAAACUGGUCUGAAAGGAGUCAGUGCAAGGAUGCACCAACUGUUCAGCCGAGUGCUGGGGCAGAGGGAUCUAUCCAGAGCAGGGGAUCUAUUUUCUCUGGAGGACACAGAGAUCAAAGACUGUCUGUCUCAGGCUCUGGACCAGAUCAAGACCAUCUCCUGCUCACCGGACUAUUUGACCAAUGACAACGACCAGGCAGUGGUGGAGAUCUGCAUCACACGGAUCACCACAGCCAUAAGGGAGACAUGCUCCAUCGAGCAGCACAGCAGGGCGCUGGUGGGGCUGUGGGAGUCCUGUCUGGAACAUAACCUCACCCCGCAAGGUGAAAACACAGAGGACACGCCACAUGCCAAGAUAGCGUCCGACAUCACCAGCUGUAUCCUGCAGAACUACAGCUGUCCAUCGGUCAUGGUGCUGGCAGUCCCGGUAGCAGUUCGGUUCCUGCAGAGAGGGAACAGGGAGCUCAGCAGGAACAUGUCCAGUUAUCUCUCUCUGGCUGCGAUAGCCAAGGCUGACCUGUUGGCUGAGCACACGGAGGCCAUAACACACAGUGUACUGGGAGGUAACCACAUGCUGUUACGAGUGUUGCCCUCAGUCUACCCCAGACAGCCAGACACCAUCCACAGUCACCUGGGCAACCUCACCGGGAUGAUAUCACAGCUGGAGUCCCCGGAGCAACAACACCUGAUUAGACUCAUUCAGGUGGUUGCAGAGCAGCAUCCACUCAUGUUGAGCCCUCAAGUGCCUGCAUUAGUCAGCCACCUAGGAGACCAAUCCCUGACUGAGGCCCUGCUGGGCGCACUCGUGGAUGUGUCACAGGCCAGCCCCUCAUCAUUAGUCAGCUUUUUGCCAACACUGAGGAUUGUCGGACAGCAAUGCCCUGCUCUCCUGGGUCACGUGGCCAAAAUCCAUGGUGCCGUGGGUAUCAUAAGUGAGGCUCAUGCUCACAGCGUAUUGGUCUACCUGGUGUCCCUCUUGGGCAGCAUGGAGCACAGCUUUCACCACACUCUGCUGCUGGAAAUCCGAGCACUCACCGACCGUUACCCAACUGUACUGGGAGGCUGCAGCAAAGACCUCUACAGGAUGAGCAACUCGUUCACUGCUAUAGCCAGACUGCUGGGGAGGAGACUGGAGGAGAGCACAGACUCACACUGCAGGGUGGACGAGGUGUGUACGCUGUCGCCCUGUGCAUCUCUUCCAGGGGGAGGAGAAUUGGGGAGGUCAGAGCAGCGUCUGCAGGUGAAGAUCCAGGCCUUGGAUGAGAAGAUUGGGGAGGAGAAUGGAGGAGAGGAGGAGGUGGAGGAAGACAUCCUGCCUCCCCAGCGACGCUACAGCCUCAGCCAAGCUGUCAGGGAGGAGAGACGGGAGAUGAGAUUCAACAGGUCAAAGAGCCUGGCCCUCCAUGCUGUCCGCUCCCGCUCCAACAACUCAGACACUGGGGAUGAUGGGGAAGACUUUGAUCAAACCCCGGACAGCAUCUUCUCCAGCACAGUGCCAAAUUGCCUCUCUGAGAACCAGGAAGCUCCACCCACUGAGCGGAAACCAGCAGGUGAUGGCUCCAUGUCUUUCACUGCUGCCCUGGAUGGAGGGGUCAGAGAGACUGAGAGAGGUCAGAGCAAAGACAAGGACCGAGAGAAGGAGGACCAGGGGGAAGCCGACAGACUCUUCAUCCAUUUAAGAGACAAUCUGGAGACCAUCAGGGAGUUCUGUAAAGACAUGGUGCAGCAGAUCCCCAUACCAGAGCACUGUGUGAUAGAAGAUUCAAAUCGGGGAUGUGUGGCAAGGCUGUCGUUCUCCUGUCCUCUCAAGGGCCACUACUGUCUGUACACCAAAUCCUGUUUCAACAUGGCGAGCCGACAGCCUCACCUGUGGAUACACAUCAUGCUGCUACAUUUACAGAGUAAAUCCAGUGCCCCCUUGUGCUCCAGGGACGAUUGUGUCCAGAGACUUGUUUCUCUUUGGGAGAAGACGCAGCUGAAAGGAGCUCACAGCUUCCCCAUGGCUAUGACUCAGCAAACGACCCCACACAGGAAGGACCUGGACAGUCUCCAGAUUCAGCUGGAAGAGGUUCGUUUCUUUGACCUGUUUGGCUACAGUGAGGAGGAAGGAGGUUGGCUGUGCUUCAUGUGUAACAACCCUGAGAAGGCCACAGUUGUGAACCAGGAGGGACAGCCUCUAAUCGAGGGGAAGCUGAAGGAGAAGCAGGUCCGCUGGAAGUUCAUCAAGCGCUGGAAAACCCGUUACUUCACCCUGGCGGGAAACCAACUACUCUUCCGGAGAGGCAAAUCGAAAGAUGAGCUGGAUGACAUCCCAAUUGAGCUAAGCAAGGUGCAAAGUGUCAAGGUGGUAGCCAAGAAGCGGCGUGAUAGAGGCCUGCCGCGGGCCUUUGAGAUCUUCACAGACAGUAAGACAUAUGUGCUGAAAGCUCAGGAUGAGAAACAUGCUGAGGAGUGGCUGCAGUGCAUCAACGUGGCCGUGGCUCAAGCCAGAGAGAGGGAGAACAGAGAGGCUACCACAUACCUGUGAGAGAAACCAAUGAGGACACAGCAACACUGUUAUUGACAAUAUAUGUCAGGAACAAAUGCACAUUUUCACACAGGCAAUCAUACAAUGAGGAAUUUCUUGUGUAGCUGCACACAAGAAGACACAGUAUCCACUGCCAGGAGCUUAAUUUUAUAUCUGCAAUCAGUGAUAUAAAUCAUUAAACCCAUUGUGAGUGGACAAAAACAAUUAAAAAACUAAAUAUGCAGUUUUUUUUUUCGUCAGAAAAACAAAUACUUCUAAUAAACCAGCAAUAACAGAC